AUGGCUACCGGCCUCCAGUCAAUAGCAGACCUCACUGCUUCGACCUGCAUAACUACAGGCGACAUUCCUCCGCCCCUCGUAGGAGCAUCAAUGACAGUCAUCGGCACUCAAUUAUUUCUAUUCGCUGGGAGAUUAGUAUCUUCUCGCAAAAUGACAAACGAUCUGUAUAUACUCGAUCUCGAAACAUUCAUAUGGACCAAGAUCGUCGAUAAUUCCAAGACAUUGCCAAAAGCGCGCUAUUUUCAUUCAGCAAACCCAUAUAAAAAGUCCAUAGUGUUCUUUGGCGGAAUGGGCUACACUCGUAACGGCGGCGAAGAAUUAUGCGUAUUAGACGACGUCGUAAUAUAUAACAUAGAAACCUUUACAUGGCAUCAUCCCGAGAUUAAGCCAUCACCUGCCGCCCCAAAGCCAAGAUAUGCUCACCUCGCUGCCAUCACUGCCAAUAAGCUUCUAGUCAUCGGAGGGCAAGAUAUGAGUAAUCAUUAUAUCGAAGAGAUUAAUGUUCUGGACCUGGAUGAAUCAACUUGGACCAUAACCCGAUCAUUCGAAAAGCAUUGUGGUGCAUACAGAUCAAUAGCCGUAAGUAGCAGGAAUCACACUGAACUACCAGUGUUUGGUAAUGGUAUGGCCGAGAGCGUACCGCUAUCCCCAUACAGCAGUGACACUUCGUCACAAAUAUCGAUGGACUCUCACCCUCCUCCCACCAGUCCUGUUCCUGUUCCACAACCCCUACGUAAGAGCACAUCUGCUAAUAGUCUACCGUCCGUUAAUAUUCCAGCUUUCGCUUCUCCGAGAAAAAUGUCAGUCGGUACAUUUAAUUAUAGUGGCACACGACGCGGUCAACUCGCAAAUCACGUCAUCAGUCGAAUGCAAGGAACUGAGAAUAGUUACUGUCGUCUAUCUUAUUCGACCAGUGUUACCGACGACAAUUCGAAUCCAGUAUAUAUAUACUCGAAUUACAAUUUCACAGAUGUCAAAAGAGAACUACAAAUUAUCGCUCCACCCACUACGCCAAAUUAUCAAAUUAUGGAUCAUUCGGCAAGCAUGACUGGAGCGUUUCUUCCGCCUGGCUUGCGAUUCCCUACAGGAUAUAUACUCGGUCAUUAUCUAAUAAUAUCAGGCACAUAUCUCACAAAUGCUAGUCAGACAUUCAGUGUGUGGGCAAUGAAUUUGGCUAAUUUGGUAUGGACUCGUAUCGAUACUGGUUCUACGUUUACGCACGGAUCAUGGAACAGAGGAGUAUUGUGUGAGGUGACUAACAAAUAUGUUGUACUUGGCAAUAGAGAUAGAGCGCUUGUCGAAGAUUACAAUCAUAGACAAACCAAUUUUGAUCAUGUAGCUAUAAUUGACUUGGAAGCAUUUGGGGUAUAUCAACCACCCCCAGCAACAAUGUCACCUAGCGCUCAAGAAUUAGGACUUGCAUUAAUUAGUGAACCUAACAUGGCUGAUUAUGAGAUUGUCACAAUUGAUGGAUAUCGUAUUCCGGUCAAUUCGAUGAUGCUAAGCGCGAGGUGGCCUCAUUUCAGAGCGUUAGCUGAAGCACAGGCAAACCGAGUGCCUGAAGUCAAAUACGACUCUGUUUCUAAGAAAGGUGAAGAAGAGACAACAAUAACAAUGUACAAAUAUCGGGCGCUAGAAUUCCCCGAGCCAUAUGCUGUUGCGAUAGCGUUUAUUCAAUAUCUAUAUACCGACAAUUUGCUUACUCUUCAGCAACACCAACCAUCCAUUCUGGCUCAACUGUUAUUAUUGGCUGAUAUGUAUGAUUUGGAGCGUCUACGUCAAUUGGCAUCUCAUGCAUUACAUCAAAAUCUGAAUAUGUCUACAGCCGCAUUGAUAUACGAGACGGCUGCAUUAUCGAAACAAUCGGGACUUCAGAUUAGAGCGUUGAAACUCAUCAGAAGGCCAAGUGGAAGCGAACAUGAUUCGGCUUCUUCUCAAUGGUCGGCAAUGUCAGGUGGAUCUCCCACAUCACUAUACGCACCUCAAAUUCAAUUCUCUCUGCAAUCACAAUACGGUUAUCAAGCACAAGUACAGAAUCAAUAUCCGAUGGAUGUCCGUACAUCAUACUACGACUUGUUUGCAUCUACUGUUGCAUCUCAAUCACCUCCAGUGGUAACUAGACCGCGUGCAUCGUCGAGUGUUACUGCUUAUACCAGCUCGUUCCACAACCAACCACAGCAAUCACCAUUACAACAACAGAGACCAUAUCUACCGACAAUACAUGAUUCAAUGACGGAUAUAUUUGGAGAUGAUGAAGAGGCAGGACCAUCGGCUGGGAACUCGAACAUAUCCAAAAACGAUAACGGCUUCAAGAGUGGAACUGGUAGUAGUAGAAUGUUUGGUGCGGGGAAUGGAUAUUCGGCUGCUGGGGGUACUGUUGUACAUACACAGGAUGGGAUGUAUGGUUCAUGA
Messenger RNA from Paraglomus brasilianum, 2412 nucleotides. The record is from the annotation of a GenBank genome assembly. NCBI's taxonomy places the organism in Eukaryota, Fungi, Glomeromycota, Glomeromycetes, Paraglomerales, Paraglomeraceae.